CGGAGGACGGAGCCGGGCCAGCGCGCCCCGCACUCGCUCCGCCGGCGCCGCAAGGGCUGCUUCUCCCAGGGGUGCCAGCUGCACCCGGGCCCCGCUCCCGGCGCGCAGGCCUGGGGGCUCCCGCGGCCCUCAGCGGAGGGCGGGGCGGGGCGAGGAGGAUCCGAGGCGGGGCCGCGACGCCAGGGGCUCUUUCGCUUUCCCUUUUGUUCCGUGCAACGGCGAGUCCGCGCGGGAGAGGGGAGCGCGGCUCCAGGGCGCCGGUUUCGCCCGCGCCCCCACGGGCGCCGCACCUUCCCCGCGCCGCGCACAGGCCUCGCCCGAGACUCCCUGAGGCUCCCGCGGGCGCCGACAAAUCGCCUCGCGCGCUGGGUCGAGUGGCGGGGCCGCCCGAGGCCAGGAAGCCCCGCGCGCCAUGCAGUCGGCGCCCGCCUGGCCCCCGCCGCCCGCCGCCCUGCGGCCCUCCGCCUUCCCGCACCCCGCGCUGCACGCCCUCCACCGCCUGGUCCGAGCCCUGCUCUUCCCGGCCUACUGGGCCCUGGACCGGCUGCUGGGCUGCUGCGCGCCCGGGGCGCGUCCGAACGGCCUGGCGGGGCUGAGGGCGGCGGCGGGCGCGGCGGCGGCGCUGCUGCUGCUGCUCCUGGCCGGCCUCCCCCUGGUGCUGCCCGCGCUGCCGCUGUGGCUGCUCCUGCAGGCCUGGCGCCGCCCCUUCUGCUACGCGCCCCCUCCGCCGUGCUGGGCGCCACCCGCCCCCUGGCGCCCCCCGGCCCAGCCCGCGCGCCGCUUUGGCUUCCUCAGCGCCAACGUGUGCCUGCUGCCCGACGGGCUAGCGCGCUUCAGCAACCUGAGCCGCAGCCAGCGGCGGGCCGAGGAGGUGGGCGCCCUGCUGGUCGCCGCCCUGCGGCCCUCGCGCUACGGGACCACGGGCUGCGGUCCGCCCGGGCCGGGGGCGCCCGCUGGGGCGCUGACAGCUGCUCUGCCGCCGGGCCUGGACUUCGUGUGUUUGCAGGAGGUGUUUGACCCGCGCGCGGCGCACCGCCUGGUCAGCCGCCUGGCGCCCAGCCUGGGCCCGGUGCUGUACGACGUGGGCUCCCUCGGCCUUCAGCGCGGGCCGCACCUCAAGCUGCUCGGCAGCGGGCUGCUGCUGGCCUCGCGCUACCCGCUGCUGCGCGCCGCCUUCCGGUCUUUCCCCCACGCACGUCGCGAGGACGCGCUGGCCUCCAAGGGUCUGCUCUCCGCACAGGCGCAGGUGGGCAUCCUGGACGGGCGCCGCGUCGUGGGCUUCCUGCACUGCACGCACUUGCAUGCGCCGAGUGAGGACGGGCCCUUGCGCUGCAAGCAGUUGACCCUUCUGCUGGACUGGAUCGAGCGCUUCGAAGCCGAGAGCCGCCAGAGCGGCGAGGCCGUGGCCUUCAGCGUGCUUCUGGGUGACCUGAACUUCGACAACUGUUCUUUAGACCACGCGCAGGAGCAGGAGCACCAGCUCUUCGACCGCUUCCAGGACCCCUGCCGGCUGGGCACUCGCCGGGAGCAGCCCUGGGCCCUGGGCACGAUCCUGAACACCUCCACUCUCCACCACUCGGUGGUCUGCUCCCCAGAGAUGCUGCGGAGGGCCCUGGAACAGGAGAAGGGGCGCCACCGCUACCUGGCCGGCCCUGCCCGCGGAGGCCCCCGGCCUAAGCCCUGGCGGGGCCGGCGCCUCGACUACGUCCUGUACCGGGGAGUGGCCGGAGCCCCGCUGAGCCCAGACGUGGAGCAGGUGACCUUCAGCACCGCCCUGGCCGGGCUCACAGACCACUUGGCCGUGGGACUUCAGCUCCGAGUGUCCACGCUCCCCUGACACAUGCACGCAGGCGAUGGUGGUGAGGCCGAGUGGACACAUAGACA
This is a messenger RNA of Nyctereutes procyonoides (raccoon dog), 1884 nucleotides long. RefSeq names its product sphingomyelin phosphodiesterase 5-like. Gene Ontology annotation, biological process: sphingomyelin metabolic process. Bases 413 to 1837 code for a protein of 474 amino acids. Gene Ontology annotation, molecular function: sphingomyelin phosphodiesterase activity. Gene Ontology annotation, cellular component: cytoplasm; extracellular region. Lineage: Eukaryota; Metazoa; Chordata; Mammalia; Carnivora; Canidae. The record is from RefSeq and is a predicted model, not a curated record. The transcript is spliced from 7 exons.